AUGAGGGAUUCCUUGCCCGAGUCUCACAACCGGGACGCCGAUGCAGUUGGAGUUGCUUCCAACGAGAACGGCAGCGUUGCCAAUGGCUCUGACAACGGCGAGUUUUCCAACGCCGCUUCGACCUUGAAGACCAUGGGAUGGAUCAAGGCUGAGGCCUACGAUUAUACCGCCCUUGUCGGUCCUGACCAUGAUGAGGCUUGGGACGGCUCCGCUCGUAUUUAUGAGUGGGACGGCGAGAUGGGCGAGGUCGGCCCUGAGCACCCCGAGCUGGAGUUGGAUCUUUUCGGUACUCCUGAGUCGCGCAAGGAGGUUUGCGGUCUCGACUUUACCAGGCUUUCCGAGAUUGAGAUCACUCAGGAAGGCACUGUCAAGAUUGAGCUGAUUAACAGCUUCAAGGAUGCAGGCCUGCAUCCUGUUAUGCUCCGCAACAUCGAGCUUGCGGGAUACGAUUCCCCCACGCCUAUUCAGAAGUGCACUUUGCCCGCUAUCCAUCUCGGAUACGAUACCAUUGGAAUUGCCCAGACAGGAUCCGGCAAGACGGCCGCCUACUUGAUUCCCGUCUUGAACAAGUUGGUGGGCAAGGCAAAGAAGUUGGCGGCUCCUCGUCCUAAUCCUAACACCUACCAGGAGGGCGUGGACCCGCCCGCUCGCGCUGAGCCUUUGGUGGUUGUCGUUGUCCCUGCCCGCGAGCUGGCGGUUCAAAUUUUCAACGAGGCCCGCAAGUUUUGUUAUCGCACCAUGCUGCGACCUUGUGUUGUCUAUGGCGGCGGCCCUAUCAAGGACCAGAUUAAGCUCUUAAACAGGGGCUGCGACAUUCUUGUCGCCACUCCCGGUCGUCUGAUCGAUUUCAUGAACCGCCCCGACAUUCUCUCGUUGCAGCGACUUCGAUACAUGGUCAUUGAUGAGGCAGACGAGAUGCUUCAUGACGAUUGGGCCGAGGACCUCGCCCACAUCAUGGCUGGCUCGAACCAGGAUGAUGAUCAGGUCAAGUAUCUUCUGUUCUCGGCCACUUUCCCGAAGCCCCUUCGCGACCUCGCCAAGAACUAUCUUUCGACUGAUUAUGUCCGAUUCCGCGUCGGGCGUGCUGGAAGCUCUCACAGCAAUAUCAAGCAGGACAUUAUCCUUGUUGAGCAGGACAAGCGCCAGAGUUUGGUGAAUCUGCUGUCUACCAUGCUGCCUUGCCGUACCAUCAUUUUCGUCAACAGCAAGCGCACUGCUGAUGAACUCGAUGACUUCUUGUUUAACAUGAACCUUCCCUGCACGUCCAUGCACUCCGAUAGGACCCAGCGCGAGCGUGAGGCCGCGAUGAGGGCCUUCCGAGCCGGAACUGCCCCCAUUCUGAUCGCCACCGGUGUCUCUGCCCGUGGUAUCGACGUCCGCAAUGUUUUGCAUGUUAUCAACUACGACCUCCCCUCCAUGGACUAUGGCGGAAUCGAGGAGUAUGUCCACCGAAUUGGUCGCACUGGUCGAAUUGGCUACCGUGGGUUGGCCUCUUCUCUGUACACUGAGAAGGAUGAGCCUAUUGCAAGCGUUCUGACCCGUACCCUUUUGGAGACGGGUCAGGAGGUUCCUGAUUUCCUUCAGCAGUACAUCCCCGAGGGAGCUGAUUUGAAGUUUGAGGCAGAUUCCGACUACGAGCCCGACCAGCAGCAGGGCGGCUUCGGAGAUGCUUCCGCCUGGGGCAAUGAUGACGGUAACGAUGGCGGCAAUGAUGGCGGCGCUUGGGGAUCUGCCGACGGCGGCUGGGGUGAGAACCCUGAGGCUAACGCCGGCGACGCCACCGCUGGUAACGCUCAGCAAUGGAACUAG
Scedosporium apiospermum is the source of this 1809-nucleotide messenger RNA. RefSeq names its product putative atp-dependent rna helicase ded1 protein. The coding region runs from base 1 to 1809 and encodes 602 amino acids. The transcript has 5 exons. The record is from RefSeq and is a predicted model, not a curated record. Lineage: Eukaryota; Fungi; Ascomycota; Sordariomycetes; Microascales; Microascaceae. Gene Ontology annotation, cellular component: nucleus. Gene Ontology annotation, molecular function: RNA binding; ATP binding; RNA helicase activity.